Messenger RNA from Gilbertella persicaria, 884 nucleotides. RefSeq lists its product as uncharacterized. NCBI's taxonomy places the organism in Eukaryota, Fungi, Mucoromycota, Mucoromycetes, Mucorales, Choanephoraceae. The coding region runs from base 5 to 751 and encodes 248 amino acids. The record is from RefSeq and is a predicted model, not a curated record. The transcript has a single exon.
CAUCAUGAAUAAAGCUCCUCGUUCUGGUUGGCUAUUAAAAUUAACAAGUAAUACAUUUUGUGCUUCAAGGUGGCAAUCAAGGUAUUUCGUCUUGUUGGACUCUGAAAUGCGAUACUAUAAAGACGAACAUUCAACCAAUGCAUCUCGAACCAUUAGUCUUCGUGACAUUGCCAAGGUGACUCUCACGAAUUCUCCAAACCAUCCACAUUGUUUUCGAUUAGAACCCAUCACAGACAAGCAAAAGGUCUGGACAAUUGCCUGUCAGUCUGAAUACGAGCUGAAGGCCUGGGUGUCUGCUAUCAAACUUCGUUUAUCCAAUUUACCUAACAGAGAACAAGCCGGCCUUGUUUUAUCUCCUAGUCUUCAACCUUUCUCUAUGCCCGAACAAAAACGUCAACAACCUUUCCUCUCAUUCACUCGCAUAUUAACUUCAGCUUCUGCAGGUCAAGAAGUCUUGAGUUUCGUUCAACCUCGUAUUAUGAAACGAUCCAAUUUCUCUAUUUCUAGAAGAAGAGGUAUUAUUUUAUCUCCUUUGGAUAUGGAAACAAUUCCAGGUCUUGAAAACGACAUGUUGUCUUCUUCUUCCUCCUCUCGUGGCUCGAGCUCUCCUUCUCCCACUGCUAUUCUUGAAGAAGAGGAAUUGUUGGUUGAAGAAGCCUAUGCUAGCAAAAUCUCUGUCAAAAAUGCAUAUGUUAUGGAUGCCUCUUCGCCUUCUUUUGCACUUUACAAAGAGCGCAUAGGCCCUUUCUAAUUGUAUAUCUGUUCCCAUAUACUGUUAUCUGUGAUAAUCGUAUUCUGUAUAAAACUAUCAUGAUUUCGGAAGUAUUUAAACUUUAGAAAGGCAUGCAAAAUAAAAUGUUUGACACUCAGUCUUUUUUAUCUUU